GAAAUCGGGUUUAAGCUGACAGGUGCUGAGGAUUUGUUAAGUUGGAGGCGGUCGAUUUGUCUCAAGAUUGGCCUGUAGAAAUCUUGCACACUUUGCUUUUGGGAAUGACCAAAUACUGUUUUAAACUCGCUCAUCACUUCUUUUUAAAGGAUGUACAGCUUCAACUGUUAACUCAAUUGUUCCGAAACUACAACUCCAAAGCAUUGCAUCGCAACCUUACAUCUUCAUUAACCGCAUUUCGCUCUUUUGUCGGAAGAGAUUUCAAAAUCCUCGUACAACUACUCCCAACACUUUUGCAAAAAGCAAACUUUUUCAAUCCUUCAUUGUUCGAUGAAAAUCAAGAUUCGUUUACAUCCAUGUUUGAAUGCUUUGACAAUCUCGGCUUACUCGCUUCACUGGUAUACAUGGAAAAAAUCGACAAUUUUCACUACUACAAGCAAAUAUUAGAUAUAACUGUGUCAAAGAUUAUCACAGCUAUGGACAACUUACAUCAUACGACCGUUUUGACUAGAAGAAGAUCUGCUGCUGCUGGAACAGAAGCUAUCACCAAAAUGAACUUUUCGUCAUUACAGAACGGUGGGCGAGAUGUUGCUGUUCGAUUUGCCGAAGAGUUCAUGCUUCGUCAUAUCAGUCAAGGUGGUUUAUUCGUUAUGGAUUCGUCUUCUUCAGUUUGGGAAACGUGUGGCGUCAAAGUUCUGGAAUCGUUUGAUGCAACGAUUAAUCAAAGCGAGCUUGCAUUAUUAGACAACAACAACAGCCCGAAAAUGCUUGCACUUGGAACUACUGGUGUCUUUCGCAAUGGUAACAGUUCCAAGUCAAGCGGUCUUUCCCUUGGUAAAAUUGUUAUGAAAAACGGCCAAGACUUCCUCGUCCAAGCAUAUGAUUUCGUUUGUCAUGACUCCUUUUCGCAAGGUCCACAAUCAAGUAUUUAUGAAAGCUGCGUUUUAGAUGUUGCUGGCAACGUUAUAACUCGCAGACUACCAGGUGACGAUUUUGUAAUUGCUGGUCAUGAACAAAAUCGCGUUGAAUUCGUGCUAGACAUUAAAAAUGUUAAAUUUCAUUCGGUGGAGAACUCUGUUUUUGGAAGCAAGUAUUAUUCUGUCUGUCCUGUCGGCCUUUCAGCUCUUGACAUUCGCCAAUUGUAUAUUAAUGAGAAAUCAAAACAAGCAAACUAUUUUACGCAAUUUGAUAAAUAUCCCCAAAAUAGGGUCAUCCACUCAAAUAUUCCGAAAAAACCGUCGAUGCUCUCAAAAAUUAGUGUCGAUUAUCUUUUGAACCGGAUUCUUACAUAUGGUAACCGUAUAUCUAAGAGAUGA
Mucor mucedo is the source of this 1316-nucleotide messenger RNA. RefSeq lists its product as uncharacterized. The record is from RefSeq and is a predicted model, not a curated record. Lineage: Eukaryota; Fungi; Mucoromycota; Mucoromycetes; Mucorales; Mucoraceae. The coding region runs from base 105 to 1316 and encodes 403 amino acids. The transcript has 4 exons.